Messenger RNA from Anopheles coluzzii, 2267 nucleotides. It is a transcript of the gene Hs2st, whose product is annotated as heparin sulfate O-sulfotransferase. Bases 337 to 1419 code for a protein of 360 amino acids. Gene Ontology annotation, cellular component: membrane. Lineage: Eukaryota; Metazoa; Arthropoda; Insecta; Diptera; Culicidae. Gene Ontology annotation, molecular function: heparan sulfate 2-sulfotransferase activity. The record is from RefSeq and is a predicted model, not a curated record. The transcript is spliced from 4 exons.
UGCAAGACCAUCCCUACAGGCAACUGUCAACACAAGAAAGGUAAACAACAGACCGCAGUACGUCAGAGACCAUUUGUUAUCGUUUUUACACCAUCCAGAAGUAGAAACACGUAGAAUGCUGAAAAGCGGAAAGAAAAAUGUUCCCCUCGAUCGUGGUUGUGUCUAAUUUUCAGUAGUAGUGAACGAUCUCCCAGCAUACCUUCUCCGGCCUUUAGUGUAUUCUUCUUGCUCACCCACCUCACAGCCCCCCCUGACCAGCAGAGAGUGUUGUUGUAGGUGAUUGGUGACCAAAGCGAUAGGAAAGAAGUUUUGCUCCUGGUUGGGACAGGAACGGAAAUGAUAACAACAAAAUACUUGUUUCUGCUCAUAUUGAUUACUGUGGGUUUUGCGUUCAUCCUGCUGUACAACUGGUUCUCGACGAAGGUCAUCCUUGCCGAUAAGCAGCUAACGAUUCAUCUCGCUGAGGGUAACAAUGAGCAACUGAUACACAGCAACGUCAAUCAUUGGCAGACGGCCACGGCCAAGGUGGAUGACAUCACGACGUACCGGAACUACGAUGAAAAGUUUGUGAUAAUUUACAACCGGGUACCGAAGACGGGCAGCACCAGCUUCGUCAACCUUACGUACGAUCUGUGCAAGAAGAAUGCAUUCCACGUACUGCACAUUAACAUUACCGCCAACAUGCACGUACUGUCGCUUCCUAAUCAGCUCAAGUUUGUGCGGAACAUAACCGCAUGGGACAGCAUGAAACCUGCCUUCUACCAUGGACAUAUGGCUUUCCUAGACUUUUCAAAAUUCGGCAUGCCAUCGAAACCGCUGUACAUAAACCUUAUCCGGCAGCCGCUAGAUCGGCUAGUGUCGUACUACUACUUCCUGCGCUACGGGGACGACUAUCGCCCGUACCUCGUGCGCCACCGGGCCGGCGAUACGAUGACGUUCGACGAGUGUGUCGCCCGCCAGAAGCCCGACUGUGAUCCCACCAACAUGUGGCUGCAGAUUCCGUUCUUUUGCGGGCACCACGCCGAGUGCUGGAACCCGGGCAGCAGCUGGGCCCUGGAGCAGGCAAAGCGCAACCUAGCGAACGACUACUUCCUGGUCGGGUUGACCGAGGAGAUGGACGAGUUUAUCGAGCUGCUGGAGCUUUCGCUGCCCCGCCUCUACCGCGGUGCGGUGACACACUUUCAAAAGUCAAACAAAUCGCACCUGCGCAAAACCAAGUCCAAGGUUGAGCCGGCCGCCGAAACGGUCGCGAAGAUCAAGGAAUCGACCGUGUGGCAGAUGGAGAACGAGCUGUACGAGUUUGCCCGCGAUCAGUUUCACUUCGUGCAGAAGAAGCUGCGGACGCCGGGCAGGAAUGUGAUGCAGGACUUUAUGUACGAGAAAAUUAAACCAAAUCCAAACGGUGCCGCCAAGAACUGAUACAGGAAUCGGGAUCCCGCCCGCAAGGCGAAAGCUCUCAAACGGCGCCGGGAGCGGAUGGCUUGAGCAGAGCGCGGGACCCAUAGGAAGGAAGAGAUGGCCGGGGGAAAGGUUUGCUCGCGAUUCGGGUGUGUGAAGAAAGAAUGUGUGUGUUAAGUGAGUAUGUCUGUGUGUGUGUAUGUGUGUGCGAGUGUGUUCGUAUGUAUGUUUGAUGUCCUUCGUGUUUGUGGCAUUAGAUUUAGAAGCAAACAGGAAAAAAAGACACGGAGAAGAGACGGAAGCUCAUGUAAUAUCCGGUUCGUAAUAGGUUAAGGGCAGAAGAAGACGAAAAAGAAAGCAUUGUUGUUGAUUAAUUGUAAUUCUUUUUUUGUAGCAGGCAGCUUUUUCCCUCCCUUAUCCCUCGCUGCCGUAAUAAGGGCUAAUUCAUCUUUGUUUUCAUGUUCCUUCACGCAUCGCAAAUCUUGUCUUCGGACUGAGAUCAUCAUCCAACUCACGUGUGUGUGUAGUAAUUUUUUUUUUAAUAAUUGCAGAUAGUUAGUGUAGGAAUUGUUUUAAGUUAGAAAAGAAAAAAAACCUCCCCACAGCUUGCCGUACUCGGGGGUUCGUGUAGCUAAUUUUUUUCUCUACAAUUCAAGCUGAAUGGGGGAGGUAGGUAAAAAGACACAAAUUCUAAUCCAUUCCUAGAAAAGGCCGACAUAAUACAACCGUUUCAUUCUUUUGUGAACCGCUUGCUUACAUCGGAUCUUUCAAACUUUCACACGCGAGAGAAGUUAAAAGACGUUAGAAAGUGCGCAAUUUGAAUAGGUGUAGCGCUGCGCUGGUCAAUAAAAAAGCAUUAAGCAAACAAU